GAGUCCAAAAAGAGAGACCAAGAAGAAGAGACUGCUGUCCUUUCCUGUCGUCGUUGGUCCUCGUUCAACGGAGGACCGAUCGGGGCCCUGGUGGUGUCCUGGGACCGCAGAUGGAAGCUGGUCCGCCGGAGCCCGACAGGGUGGUCAACCCCGAAGAACGACGCCUGUCGGAAGAAGCACUUUUACUCGAGAGACAACUCGCUGCUUGUAUUCAAUAUCCACCGAUCCGGCGCUGCAAGUCAGGCUUCUCCCUCCUGUAUCUGCCGCGUAAACCCGAUCAAGCUGGAAUUGAUGGAGUUGGAGAAUAUCGUGGCGAACACUGUGUACCUCAAAGCGAGAGAAGGCGGUGGCGACAGCAACAAGGGCAAGAGCAAAAAAUGGCGGAAGAUACUUCAGUUCCCCCACAUCUCCCAGUGCAUCGGCCUAAAAGAUAAGCUAGACAUCAGGUACAGCUAUGUGGUGGACCAGCAACCGAUCGGCCGGCUGUUGUUCAGACAGUUCUGCCAGGACAAGAAACCUUCGUACCAUCGGUACAAUCUCUUUCUGGACGCGAUCGAGAAGUACGAGAUCGAGAUGGACGAGAAUCGUACCGAGCUGGCGAAGGACCUGUUUGAGCAGUACCUGAAGAGAGAGGGCUCGGAGGUCGUCGACAUCCUGAACGACUCGUUGAUAGCCCAGUGCGAGGAACGGCUCGGCUCCGGUGGGAAGGAGCUCUUUGUCGAGAUCGCCCAGACCGUGAAGAACUUCCUGGCCGAGGAGCCUUUUUCAGUUUUUCAAACUAGCUUCUAUUUCUAUAGGUACCUCCAGUGGAAAUGGCUAGAAGCGCAGCCGGUGACGUACAAGACCUUCCGUAUGUACAGGGUGCUCGGUAAAGGUGGUUUCGGCGAGGUCUGCGCGUGUCAGGUGCGCGCCACCGGGAAGAUGUACGCGUGCAAGAAGCUCGAAAAGAAACGUAUCAAGAAGCGAAAAGGAGAGGCGAUGGUGCUGAUCGAGAAGAACAUACUGCAGAAGAUCAACUCGAAGUUCGUGGUCUCGUUGGCGUACGCGUACGAGACCAAAGACGCCCUCUGUCUGGUGUUGACGAUCAUGAACGGGGGCGAUCUAAAGUUUCACAUUUACAACAUGGGCGGCGAUCCUGGUUUUGACAUUAAUCGCGCCAGGUUUUACGCGGCCGAAGUUGUCUGCGGUCUGGAGCAUCUUCAUCACCAGGGGAUCGUCUACAGGGACUGUAAACCGGAGAACAUAUUGCUGGACGAUCACGGGCACGUGAGGAUCUCCGAUCUCGGGCUCGCCGUAGAGAUCACCGAGGGCGACAUGGUGAGGGGCCGAGUGGGCACUGUAGGCUACAUGGCGCCUGAGGUGAUCGACAAUGAGAAGUACACGUUUUCGCCAGAUUGGUUCAGCUUCGGCUGUCUUUUGUACGAGAUGAUCGAAGGACAGGCGCCGUUUCGCGCGAGGAAGGAGAAAGUGAAGAGGGAGGAGGUCGAUCGUAGAGUGAAGGAGGAUCAGGAGAGGUAUUCCCAGAAGUUCACAGAGGAGGCGAAAAGCCUGUGCCAGCAGCUGUUGAAGAAAAGCCCGAAGAAUCGGUUGGGUUGCAAGUGCGGCAGACACGGGGCGAGGGAGGUGAAGCUGCAUACCUUUUUCCAGUGCUUGAACUGGAAGAGGGUCGAGGCCGGUAUGUGGGAACCGCCGUUUGUCCCGGAUCCACACGCGGUGUACGCUAAGGAUGUGCUGGACAUCGAGCAGUUCUCGACAGUGAAGGGCGUAAACCUGGACGCCACCGAUGACACUUUCUACAGUAAAUUCAACACCGGCAGCGUGUCCAUACCCUGGCAGAACGAGAUGAUAGAGACUGAGUGUUUUAAGGAACUGAACGUACUAGGUCCUAACAACACACCGACACCUGAUCUGCAGAUUAAUCAUCCACCGCCCAACAACGAUAACAGAGGCUGCUUUCCGUUCAGAAGACAGAAAAAACAGAGCGCCCGUACAAGACAAAUCCCGCUGUCGGAAUGCCAUCUACUGGAGCUGUCCCAGAGCCAGAACUCCGAACUGCCAGCCAGCUGAUCCAAAAUGAACGCAAACAGUCUGAAUCAAUCGACGCCGUCGUCCAUGCGACGUCGUCGCUACGGGCGACGCGGCCGACGGUCGCUGAAAUGCUGCCCGAAACUGCUAUGAAUCAAAAGAAAACACGACGAGCCCCACACGACACCGAUUCCCGGUGUCGGUGACACGUGUUCGCGGAGAAAACACGUCCAUAGAGGAAGAAAGACGGUGACGAGACAGGUUCUGAAGUGCCACCACCACCAUCGUCGUCGUCGUUGA
Dufourea novaeangliae is the source of this 2325-nucleotide messenger RNA. It is a transcript of the gene Gprk2, whose product is annotated as G protein-coupled receptor kinase 2. The record is from RefSeq and is a predicted model, not a curated record. The coding region runs from base 292 to 2067 and encodes 591 amino acids. Lineage: Eukaryota; Metazoa; Arthropoda; Insecta; Hymenoptera; Halictidae. Gene Ontology annotation, molecular function: ATP binding; G protein-coupled receptor kinase activity. Gene Ontology annotation, biological process: protein phosphorylation; regulation of signal transduction; signal transduction. Gene Ontology annotation, cellular component: cytoplasm. The transcript has 7 exons.